GCAAUCGAUCAUCAGCAUCAGAAUCAUGAGCGAUCAGGAUGAUCCACUAUUGGGCCAACCGCAAACGACGCCUCGCAGUUCGCUCGGCUCGGGCGCACUAUCGUACAGCAACUCCUCUAUCUCACCGUCGACGAGUUCGAGCGGUUCGCAAGGAUCAGCCAAAUCGGCCGUCAGCGAGUGCCUUGGAGCGUGGCUUAACUAUUUGCAGAUUAUGAACAACCUGUGUGCGGCCGGUUACCGUUUGGCGCAAACCAUAGCGGCGCUCGAACCGUGGGCCUACUUUGAUCAGCAGUCGGCCGCUAGUCAAUAUACUCCGCUGAUCGGCGGUGGUGCUACCGGAAUGCUGCCCACCGGAAGCACCGGGAGCGGGUCGCAGCAGCAGCUUCCGUUCGCUAGUCAGGGCAUUCCCUCGCACAUGGCGUUCCAGUUCAUAACGGCCUGGGACGAGUUGGCCCGUGCCUCCGUGAUGGCUACGAGCACCGUAAAAUCGCACAUUGUAAGCGUGCUGCAGGACUUUAAAACCCAACCCCUGGCCACGGUGGAGCAGGAAAGCGAACUACUACAUAUCAAGGAGUACAAUCAAACGAUCCUGCAGGACAACGCCCAGACGAUGAUCAACCUGCAGCACCAGUUUUGUGUUGCAUCGUGCGACGCGUUCGCGCAGCUCAUGUGCUGCUACCAGUGCCAAACGCAGGUGGGCUUUCCGCACGACCCCGAGUGUCCGAUGGUACAGCACCCGAUGUCGAUCGCACGAACCGGCAGCGAUCAGCAGCGCUCCCAAACGCCAUCGCCCCACUUCGGUCCCAAGAUGGGAACGGCGGAAAGUGCACGGCUGUACGAUCGAACCGGAUCCACCUCGACGCAGGGAUCGUCUUCCGAUCACGGCACAACGGCCUACGAGCAGACGCGUGGCCCAUCGCCGCACGAUAUUCGUGGGCCGAGCCCGAUCCAGGGCUAUCUGGACAACAUCCGUGGUCCGCUGCCUAAUCCGGGCCACCUGUCGGGGAUGAAAGCACCGUUUUACCGGGGUUCGCGAUCACCGCUCAACUUUCCCCUGUUCACGCUCAACGGACAGCGGCGCUGGUCGGAAGCGGCCGCUGGUGAAGUUAACUCGGAGGCGGCCCUCGAUCCUGAGAGCCAGAUGCGACGCUGGUCGAUGCCAUGGGAAGCCAAGGCCGACAAAACGACCGUUCACUGGAAUCAGACUCGGCUGAUGCCCAUCUCAAAGCUGGCAGUCCCACCGGGGGCGGGCGUGGUCGGUGGUGGCUCCAAGUCGUCGCACGGUGACCGUAGCCAGAGCACAACACCGGAAUCGACCUGGCACUCGUCGAUCACAAGCCAGGACGGGUUGGUGGAAGCGAUCCAGUUGCUCUCCUGUCGACCGAUUCACCGACUGCAAGCACCGACAACCAUUGGGCCACCGUUCGUCGAAGAGCCAUCCGGAAUGCAACAUCAAAUGGAACCUCAGCAUCACAGUGUUACGGGCAAUCCGUCCGGUCUGUAUGGAAUCUGGACGCAGCAAAAUCCUCCCAGUGCCAUCCUGCGCCAGCAAUCGAUCCAAGAUCGUAUGGUGCCGCCACCUUCGAUGAACUACAUUCGCGAGCAGGACCCGUCGAUCGACGAGCAGGCGCCACCGUAGAGGCCGCGGUCCCAUUGGCCAUUAUCAUCUCAUAGCUGUAGAUAGAGGUCUCAUCUGAACCAAAGCAUACCAAACACGAACGUAGCAUAGCAACUCUGCACCCGAUAUUAGGGGAAGGCCAUUUUGGAACCGAUUUUAUGAUACAGCAACAAUGAUAUUUCAUCCCAUGCUCAGUCUACAACAUAGUGUCGUUAGGGUUUAAACGUUUCGCUAGGAAAUACGCUCUCGCUGUUUAGGCAUUGGCUUUUAGUUUAGUGUCAUGUUCCCCACUUGGCCCAAGCGGGCCGUUUGAAUGUAAAGCAAGGAAAUUCCAUUUUACAAAAACAAAAACAUUAAAUGUUAGGUGUCCAUAAGGUGAAUCUCUGUUCGUAUUGAGUUCCAAACGAAACCUUGAAUAUCCUUGCUCAAUGCUCAUCUGUUGCACGAACCGUUAUUAGUGUCGUAUUUGAUGUGUAGGACAGGCACCGACUGGCGCGCCAAACAAAAACUACGUUGUUUUUUUUCCUAAGAUAAAGUGUUUAUUGAUAUUUCGAUGGAACAAUUUGAAUGUAAUCCAGAUCCCGCCGCCGCAUCUUCUUCGGGCAUACUGUUACUUAAUAAAAUAAAAGAAAACCCCCGUUGGCUGUCUCAC
This is a messenger RNA of Anopheles cruzii, 2270 nucleotides long. RefSeq lists its product as uncharacterized. Lineage: Eukaryota; Metazoa; Arthropoda; Insecta; Diptera; Culicidae. The transcript has 2 exons. Bases 26 to 1639 code for a protein of 537 amino acids. The record is from RefSeq and is a predicted model, not a curated record.